Messenger RNA from Carcharodon carcharias (great white shark), 514 nucleotides. Its product is annotated as relaxin-3-like. The record is from RefSeq and is a predicted model, not a curated record. The transcript has 3 exons. Gene Ontology annotation, cellular component: extracellular region. NCBI's taxonomy places the organism in Eukaryota, Metazoa, Chordata, Chondrichthyes, Lamniformes, Lamnidae. The coding region runs from base 60 to 512 and encodes 150 amino acids. Gene Ontology annotation, molecular function: hormone activity.
CUGGAGCAUAGUGGUUCUAGCAGAUCCCAAACUGAGUAUCAGUGCAGUUACUGUCUUUAAUGAGUGCAGAACCAGGAAUCAAAGUGUGCGGUCGGGAGUUCAUCCGAGCCAUCAUCGAUACCUGUGGGGGUUCUCGUUGGAAGAGGCUCCUCAAUAACCAGAAUGAUCCCUUCCAGACCUCAGCUGAUAAAGGCGACUUCAAGGAGAUGGACAGCAUGAAGAACCUUCAGAGAAUGUUUGGCAAUGACAGGAACCAAGAAGUUGAUCUAUCUUUUGUGGAGCAAGUGAUCGAUGAGUAUUACAACCAGCACAAUCAGUUACCGAAGGAUUUCAUUGAGUACCUCCGCCAGAUUGAUGGAGGCAGCAAUAAUGACCCCGCAUCUGCAUCAUCACAGAUGCAGCAUCUACCCUGGGCCAGAUCCUUCAGGAAGAAAAGGGCAACAAAACCAGGAUUGUCAACCAAUUGCUGCUAUUACGGCUGCACCAAAAAAGAUAUCAGCAUUCUUUGCUGAAA